AUGAAUGGGCUUAAAAGUAGUUUAGCGUUGCAACGGUGCUUCCCUCCGUAUCCACCAGAGGUGUUGAGGGCCAUCUCUCCGAAAUCACCAGAGGAGCAGGAUGCCAUCACUCCGAAACUACCAGAGGUGCAAAGGGCCAACCCUCCGAAACCACCACAGGUGCAAAGGGCCAACCCUCCGAAACCACCACAGGUGCUGAGGGCCAUCUCUCCGAUAUCACCAGGUAAGAGAUUUACUUAUCAACCUUUUAUCUUUAAUUUGGUACUUACUGUUCUGGUUUUGUAAUAUUAUAAUAUUUCAUUUGUCAAUUACUAAGAUUGUAAUAGAUAUUUAAAUUAUAUCUUGAUUAUAUUUCAAAAAAAGGAUAAUAAAUUUUCGUUUUUAAAUAAAUAAAGUAAUUAAUUACUUUUAGCUUUCAUUUUAAAUAGGAAUGUACAGAUUUAAUUUAUGAUAUAUUUACCUCCCUUUGUAGGCUUUAUCCAUAAAAUGAUUUACUUUUAAUUCUAUAACAAAAUUAGAAUUAUUACAGGGUGCAAAAGUUUGUAAUUAAAACAACGAAAGUAGUUUUUUAGGGAAACUGAGAGAUAGAGAAAGUAAGAUACUGAGAGCAAGCCCUUUCAUUUUAUUGCAACUGAUUCAAUAUUUCAGGGGCUUAAAAGUAGUUUAGGGAUAUCGCUAAAUUGUCAUUUGUUUAUUGGAUUAAAAAACUAAAUGAAUGUUUAAGCUAUAAUUAUCAAAAUAAGGCAUGAAAACAAACCAAAGAGAAUAGCCGGAGGUGUGAUAUGCUUAUAUAAAUACACACACACACACACAUAUAUAUAUAUAAAAUAAUUUUUUUAACAUUUUAUUUAAAUUUUG
Biomphalaria glabrata is the source of this 858-nucleotide messenger RNA. Its product is annotated as histone acetyltransferase KAT6A-like. Lineage: Eukaryota; Metazoa; Mollusca; Gastropoda; Planorbidae. The transcript is spliced from 8 exons. The coding region runs from base 1 to 285 and encodes 94 amino acids. The record is from RefSeq and is a predicted model, not a curated record.